AGUAUUUCCUUUCACUUCCUGAUACAGAACGAUAACAAACAUGUGAGAGAGCGGGCGGAUCGAUAAAUCUGUAGAUCCAUGAAAUCAGACUGAAAGUCAGACUUUAACAUUAAUUAGCUCUUUACUCCUCAACACAGGAUAACUUUACUUUGAUGUCGGCUUUUCGUUUACACCGGAAGUAAAGAUUUAAUGUUACAGCAAAAACAACAGGUAAGACCGGAAACACAACAACCUUUACUUUAGUCUUUAGAGGAAACAAAAUCUCCAUAUUUUAUAUUUUAUAGUAUUUUUGCUCCAUUUUCUGAACAAUGCUGGAGACUUUUAACGAUAAAACAUGACUUUGUUAAUGUAAACCCACAAAUAAAAAAAGGAAACUACAGGAAAAAAAAUAACUUAGACGACAGUUUGACUCUAAACUCGUCCUGAGAUUCUGCUGUAACAGGAGUUUACCUACAGAUAAUGACUAAAACAGGAUAAAACUGUGGUUUCAGAUUAUUUCUAUUAGUCCACAGUGAUUAUAAUCCAGCAAGAAGCAGAGCUGAGACAGUUAGUGAUGAAGAUCAGUGAUCUGAUAUUUUAUUUUAUCAUCAAAUAAUUAUUCUGUUGGAGAAAAACUCCGAACCAUGUGUAUCUCAUUCUUCCAGGUCAGGGUCAAGUCAAAGUUAAUUUAUAAAGCACCUUUAAAAGACAGCAGUCAAACAAAGUGCUGUACAUGGGAUAAAUAAAAGAAGUAAAUAAAUAGAAAGAUAACAACUAAACAUUAAAAUCAAAAACAGUAGAGUAAAAUACAGACAGUAAAAGAAGAAAAGCUUCCCACUGAGCAACAGACGCUAUCAGGCAUCUAGUUUAUUUUUUUUUUAGACCUAAUUUCAACCGUCUACAUUCUGUAUAUAUGUAGACGUUGCACUUUAACCCAUUAUUCAAUAACUAUUUAUUUCAAAAAGCAACUGUGAGUUUCAUGACUGAUCUCCAAGUACUAAACAUAAAUAAUAAUGAUAGUCGUUGAGCAAAAUACAGUGUAGUGUAGAUAUAGCCCAGAUUUAGACUUGGUCUAAACUUAGAUGUCUAAAAAUACUUUCAUUUUUAGACCUGUGGUAGCCUGAUUGUAGACCAGUCAUCUAGGCUACAUUUAGACGUCUAUUAGACCAAAAAAUGCUCAGAGGGAACAGUGCCUCUGAUUCCUGUGUGCUCAUUUAUUAAAUCCAAGGGAGAAAAGGCGAGUUUUUAAAGAUGAUUUCAAAGACUCUAAGGUCAGAGAGGCUCUAAUAUGGUGAACUGUUCCAACGCUGAAAAAGCCCAUCACCUCUACACUUGAGUCUGGUUUUGGGGACGCUCAACAGUAACUGGUCAGAGGACCUUAACGCUCUGGCUGAGGGGCGGUGAUACAGGAGCUCUGACAAGUAAGGAGGGGCGAGACCAUCAAGGGUUUUAAAAACGAUUAAAAGAAUUUAAAAAUCAAUACGAAAGCGGACUGGGAGCCAGUGAAGGGUCACUAAAAUCAGAGUCAUGUGGUCGCGCCUUUUCUCACCAGAGAGGAGUCGAGCAGCAGCGUUUUGGAUGAGCUGAAGGCGGUCGAUGGAUGACUUGUCCAAUCCUGCGUAUGAGGAGUUACAGUGAUCUAUUUGUGAUGUUAUAAAGGCGUGACGUUUUCUCAAGAUCAGCCUUUAAAAAAUCAUUACUGUUCUGUUGUUCCUCCCUGCAGAUGAAAAUCAUACCCUGAGCAUCAACACCAGUGAAGUAAAGCAGCUUUGUUUCCCGAAUCCUGACAAUGGAUGAAUCGGAAGAAGAGGUCGGACCCCUCGAAGACCCAACUGACGGAGAUGACUGCUCAGAAAACGGCUCCACAAGAAGCAGGAGGGAACGAAAGCCCCCUGUAGCUGAGCCUGUGUGUGAAGGUGAGUUUAACUCCUGCAAAGAAACACAUCUGCUGCUUUUUUACUGUGUUAUAUUCAGAUAUAUUUAUUCUUGUGAUCAUAACUGUUGACUUUUUACCUAAAGAGACACAGUUUGAGACCGGAUAUCAUCGGAGCACCAGGAUGUGUCUGAAGCGGAUCAGAGACGCAGUUCUGCAUCAUCGUUGGCAGGAGGCUGCAGAAUAUAUGGCGUGUUUCUCACAGAUGUUCGAGGAUCCGACUCACAACUCAGCUCAGGAGAAUAAAGAGGCAGGUUUGGUCUGUCUUAGUGGGCACUCCUCUCAGGAAGAAACGGGUUUCACAUCACCAAAGGAUAUUUUUAUUCUGUAGAACAGCAAAGUUCAACACGACUACACUAAAGAGUUUCCAGCUGUCAGACAGUUCAUACAUCCUAAAUAUUAACCUCUUUGUUCAUAUUUUCCACCUCAGAUCAUUUGGAGACUCGGCACAGAGAUCCUUCAUCAUCUCCCAAACUCAAAGAAGGCGGACUACAACAACAUCUAUGAGCUGAUAAAGCACACCAGUGUUCGACAUUAUCUGAUGGUACGGUUCAGAGACUUGGACUUGGCUCGGAGUUUUCAAAUGUUUCACUUUUUCAUUGAAAUUAUGGGGAAAAUGAACUUUUUAGGGCUGUUUGAGCUGCACCUGUACACGGAUGUCGUUCUGAUUUUACUGUAAUGAACUUGUAAAACAGGUCGUUUUCCUCCUCUAGGUCAGUCUGGAACAUUCCUUCCAUCUUCUUCUGAAGGGUGAGUUUAACGAUGCGAAGCAUCAGAUGACUGUCGCUGAAAGUUGGAGACAUGGAAGAGAGUCGGCGACUCAGAGUAAGAAGAUCAAACUGAUCCAAGCCUACAGGAGCUUACUGGACCAUCUGAUCUGGUGUGACAGAAAGUUUGAACAGUCCAACACAGGUAAGGUGACACACAGCUUCACACCUGAGGCAUCUAUUAUUUACUCUGUUAGUUACACAGACACACGGCAAGCUGGUGUGCAGUGUCGCACUGCCACCUACAGGUCAGAGCAGCUAACAUACAGGAGCUCAAACACUAAAUGCUGUUGUGGUUGAUGGUUUGAAUUUCUGAACACUUGGUCAAUUAUGAUCUUUUUGUUUCCGAUUAUUCAGACCGGAGUGACGACACAGAAAUGCACAGCAACUUCAGACAGGCCUCAGUGAGUCUGAGGGAGAUUUUGAGAAAUCCAGGAGUCUGGGACCCCUUCAUACUGAGCUACGUGGAGGUCUGAAGAACUCUUUUCCAACGGCCUGAAAUCACGAGAUGAAAGACUAGACUUAACGAGAAACAUGUUAAAAGUCAGCUGUGGAUUUCUUCCUUUAUUAGGGCGCCAAAGUUUUAUGGAGUUACAGACAUAAUUUAGACUUUCUUUCCUUUUAGAAGAGGAGGUUAUAUAUGAGGUUAAAUAUCACUGUGUUAUUUUUUCAGAUGUUGGACAUCUACGAGGAUCACACAGAAGCUUUAAACGUGUUGGAGAAGUACGCUAAUGACUCCUCUUUUCCACCCAAUCCUAACGCACACGUGUAUCUGUACCAGUUCUUAAAACGACACGAUUUUCCAGUCAAGGAAAAGCGGAAAGUUUUAAAGGUAGAGCUGCUGCACCGAAAAAGCUUUAUGAAUAAAAUACAACUGUGAAUGUCUGAUGUGCUUUGACUUAGAAAAGCUGAUUUAAGAUUCAGACUUUGUUGUGCUGCAGGUGCUGCAGGUUCUGGUCCCCAGCCAUGAGCUGAUGUUGGAGUACAGCGCCAUCCUGCUUCACUCCGGUAAGAGCGACAUUAAAUUUACUCCACUUUUUGUCAAAUAUUUUAGGAAAAGUGGAAUUUUCACUCUUUCCUCAAAGUGAUAUCUUAAAUAAUUCCUCUGCUCAGAGAAAACUAAAGACACUCAGAAAGCUUUGGAAGUCGUUCUGGGAAUGUUGGACUUUUCCUGCUGGAGAAACAGUCUGGAUGUUUGGGAGCGUCUGAAGGACAGUAUCCAGAAGUUACAGUCAAAGUAUGUUAAACGUUUUUCCUUAGAAGCCACUAAAUGUCAAAGUAACGGCUGUUUUUGUUAAUAUUCGGAUUAUAUUAUGAAUGUGUGUCAAACAGAAAGGACUGGGAGAAGGUGGUCGCGGAAAAAAUGGCUCCAAGAAAAGACUGGUGGCCUGCGCUGCACUUCACAAGUUUCCACGCCGGCGUGGACUCUGUGGAGAACCCAGAGCUGAUGACAGUGAAGGCGUCGCUGACAAAGAUCCUCUGUCCCGGUGAGUAGAUCCACAUUCAGGUGGACAGAAGCUGUGAGCUGUCACUACUGAUAACGUUGGAUCAUGGAGAGUAAUCUCAGAGGCCCUACAGACCCUCACUGUUAUCUAACAAACCUUCAUGAAUAAAUUAAGAUGUAAUACAACCUCGAACUGAAGAAAAUUCAGAGGAAGUUUCACUGUCCUCUUAAAGGGAUAGUUAGGUGCUGUUCUGAGCAUUAUUUGUGGCUAUAGAGUGGCGUUUUGUUUGGGGGCGUGGCUCUCUGUAUUUCUAUCCUGCGGUCGUUACUAAAGUUGGUAUAACUAGAGAAGCAAGCGGUCGACAACAUUCAUCUCUGGAGGGGGGGUCUAACUCGGUGUUACGGUGGGUUUGACCCUAAAUUAAUUUUACCCCGGAAUAUCCCUUUAAAUUAUGAUUUUAGGAGCAGUAAAAUUUGUGCUUGAAUAUCUUCUAAACUGUGACAAUGACAGAAAAUUCCCCUUUUUUCUUUUAUUUAUUUUCUUACAGACCUGAACCUGAAGUACUCAGCAGAGACCAGAGGAACUCAGACUGAAUCACGGCCGUUUAAAAGAGUCAGGAGGACGUGUCCUGAUGAAGCUCCAUGAUGUUUUUUGACUCAGACACGACCCUGAGUAAAAACAGAACUCUAAUUCUUCUUGUUGAAAAUAUCCAAAGCAUGAGCGAGUUUGUCCACCGUGUGGCGCUCUUGUUCUGUGUGUGGUCAUGCGGCGAGGCGCUGCAGGUUAUGGCUGACACGUUCUGACAGCGUUGCUUUAAAUGUCCACCUUCGUGUUGGUUUUAUGAGUUCUGUAAACGCUUUAAUGGGGUCAGAGUCUCAGUCUGUCCUCCGCUGAACUUUGACCCUGUAUGAAGGUUUUUUAGGGUCCCUCAGAUGAGAACACGGCCUCACGGACUCAUCAGGAUCAGAUCUGAGGGUCAGACCGCAGACAGGUGGUCAGUGCUGAUGUGUUCAAACAUCUGUUUAUUGUCAUUAUCAUUAAAUAUAAGGUUGUUUUUUUAGAGAAGUGUGUUUCCUGUCCGCCUUUAUCAAACAGCAUCAUUAAUGACGCUCUGAUAUUCUGAUUCAUCUGUUCUCGGUUUUCUUAUUUGAUUUGAAUUCUGUGUUUUUCUCAUGUUCGUGUCCUUAAAUGUCUCCGAUGGUUAUUAAAGGGUUUCGGCCUCCACCACACGCUCCUCUCUGGACUGAACCAUGAAACACGCUCUCUGAGCAGCAGCAGCAGCAGCAGCACGCCAGUUUAAUAAGUCAAAGUGUUUGUAAUAAUUCGGUUUCGGCUCGCCACAUUGUUGGCCGUGCAGCAGCUCAGUCAGCCGUACGGUGAGCGUGUGCAUGUGUGUGCGUGCAUGUGUGUGUGUGUGUGCGUGUUGCUGUGCAGUCGUUACAUAAACCAAAGCCUAAAGCGCUCGCCUGACCAGAGCAGCAGCUGCAGAGGAGAUCUGGGAAUGCAAACACAUGUCAUCUGAAAACUCAGAAUUUGGGGCGCAGUGAGGAGGAUGGAGCGAGGAGCUGCUGGUCUGGACGUGUCCCGGAUCUGACCUGAUUGGUCUAAUCCUGACAUAGAUGUCCAGUCCUUACAUUGUUCCCUCUGUCAUCAGGGCGCCCUGACACGACAGUUUGAAGACGAUGUUUUCAGAGGAUACAGAGUCGAGACCCUCUUCACUUCAUGGUCGCUCCACAAAAGAGCCUCUUGGGUAACCGUUGUCUACUGCGUCUCUCACCAGAGGAGUCCACGAGAACCUGCUUUGUUUGGGUCUUAAUUUCCCUCUGGUGUGGUUGUAACACAAACUCGGGGAGCAGUUCGACCUGAGAAGUAGGUGUGACAACCAAUCAGGGACUAUCAGAAAGUGUCCGUACUGUGACCGUGGCAGGGCGCCCUCGCUGUUAACGAGACCGGCGCUCCAAAUGUGCAGCUUCAGUCUGAGCAGCUUCACUUCUGAGUCCAGAGGGAAGAGAAAGAGUCAAUAAAGUAAAAGACGCUGGAUUUCAUGUCUUUAUUUAAAGCCUAAGUUUGACUGAAAACAGUGAAACAGCUCCUGUUAUUGUCCUGUCACAGGAUUUCGGAUUUAUUUGAUUUAAAACAGGAUAAUACAUAUUAUUGAACAUAAACAUGUAAAUACGCAAGAUUAUAGCCAAAGACUGAUUUCCAUCUUUAGUCCCUUUGGCAGGUAGAUGUCAUCAACAGAGAUAAGAAUAUCAAUAAAACAACAAAGAGUCGUCAGAGAGGAGAGAAACAUGUCUGUGAACGCAGAAGUCGGACAGAAAAUAAGAAAAGAAUGAGAAGUAUCGUGGACCAUGAAACAGUGUUAACUGCUAAAAUUAGUUGUUAAAGGGCUGAUAAAGAGUUCAGUCAUGGUUAUUGUAACAGUGUUGUUGUUCCAAUAGACAAACUUUCAGAUGUUCGGUGAAAGAGGUCAGAGUCGAAGUGAAAGAGGAACUACACACUCACCUCGAGAACCAGCUCUUGUUGAUCUUCUUGGGUUUUUUUUUUCACAAAUUCCUGGAAUGAGAUUUUUUGUGAAUCAAGAUGGUGUCGGUGAAUUUAACAUGAUUUUUUGACAGGAAUGAUUCUGUUCUCAUGUUUGUCUGAUGAAUAUGAAUCUGCUGGUUAUUAAUUCAGUAAAACAGAAAGAAGUGGACAACAACAGGCCUCCUCUGAGCUCCUCUUUAAGGGUUUUUGUGCUUUAAUACAGCCCAAAGGAAACAGCUGUUUAUAUGAAAUAUGUUCACCUGGGAAAGCUCUGAAGGUCGCUGCGACACUCUUCUGUAAAAUCUAUCAGGUUUUUAAAAAAAUCAGAUCUGAAGACUCUAACAGGCUCCUCAGACCUCCUCCAGCUCAGGGAGAACCUUCUGAGGUCUUCAGACUCACCCUGCCGUGAACGGACGAAUGAUCAUCAGGAGAGAUUCAGCAUCGACUCAAUCUGGAAACAAAGAUGUCGGAUGUUUUUCGCCUGGUUUAUAAAGAUGCAGAAUGCUCUUUAGUUUUACCCUCUCUCUACAGUCACACACACACUCUCUCUCUCUCUCUCUCUCUCACACACAGACACAGAGAGAGAGAGAGUGACUCAGGGUCUCGCUCGGUUGCUCUGCAGGGCUCUGAGGAUUUGUAACCUAAAAUCCAGACUCGCACAGUGACAGCAGAACAUCUCAGUAACUCUGCACAACAUUUGAAGUCUGCUGCGGUUUAGUGGGAGAAAGUGUGAGAAUUCAGCCGUGCAGUUUUGGACUGAACACACUGAUGUCUCGGCCGAGCGCCGCAUACUAACAGCAGGGACGAGAUAAAGACGGGAACAUAAGCUGGAGACUGAGUCAUCUUCAAAACGUGAUUCAAGAUCAAACUGGAGGAACGAGAGGGAAAAAAAACGAUGUUCAUGAAUGAGAGACGCCCCUCCAGCACAAUCAUGGAGUACUCCAAACCCACCACAGAUAACAAAAAGCUCUCCACACACACACACACACACAUGAUUCUGACAGAACCUGCUUUAGGCGAGUUCUGGAGAACUUCAGCUCGAGCAGGAAAGAGUAAAGAGAAGAUUCCUAAAAUAUCCUCCCCGCUCCGUCUGUGAAGUUAAAAGUGACAACCGCACUACCUUUGUUCUUGGAGUGCAGCUGCAAAAAUAGUUUUCAAUAAUGUAUUAGACGGAGGAAUAAAGGCUGUGAGAUGAUUUCAGACAAACAGAUUCCCUCGACUCGGAACGAUUGCUCCACUUAUCCAGCCUGGAAGAAAAACCCACGGCCUUCAGAGUCAACAGCUAAUCCCCCUACAGAUCUGAACAUCUGGGGACUGAAAAAACGCUGAAACAUGAUCGUCACUCGAGAGUCCUCUCUGAAAUGUUGCUCAUGCACACAGCAGCAGAGCAGAAGAGAGCGGGGUAAUGACUCUGACCGGCGGAGCAAUCAGCAGAGGCCGCCGAGGUCUCAUUUCUUGCAUGCCUGAGUGUGAUAAGAGGAAAUCCAAAUAUUGUGACUUUACUGUGAGCUCUGUGGAAACGAACCGACCGACCAACUGGGAGAGGAAGAAAACCCUUAAAAGACCUGCAAAUCAGAGGAGAGAGAGAGAGAGAAAGAGAGAGAGAGAGAGAGAGAGAGAGAGAGCACAAGAGAAAUCCAGGCAUCAAUUAUUAAGACACAGAAGAAGACAGUAGGACACGAUCUACAGACGAGGAGGAGGCCUUUAAAGGC
This is a messenger RNA of Xyrichtys novacula (pearly razorfish), 8362 nucleotides long. Lineage: Eukaryota; Metazoa; Chordata; Actinopteri; Labriformes; Labridae. The record is from the annotation of a GenBank genome assembly.